GCUGCAAAAGGAUUGAAUUUUAUCAAAAUACAGGGAUAUUUUGACGUCCACAACAAGAAGAAUACAGAACAGGUAUUGGUCAACACGAAUUUGGAGGAAAACAUGCCGAAUUUCGAAGAAACAAAUAAGGCAGUAGAAAUCAUAGAUGGAUUUCAGAAGAAGCUACAAUCCCAAGGUGAUGAGAGCAGUAAUGAAGAACUUGAAAAGAUCAAAGUAAUGUUAGAAAGUCCACUCUUUCAUCAGUUGCUUAAGAUCCAAGAGUCGAUCCGUGAACUGAAUGCCAAGCUGCACCACACAUCUCUGGAUGCGGUUAAGGAUUUUGAUUUUGAUCCUAACGGGAAGCUAAUAUUCCCAAAUGAUAUCGGCAACAUUGACUAUGAGAGUAUUGAACAAGAGGAAUUCAGAGAAAGUAGAACAGGGUACUUAGUUCAGGCAGAACCUGUCGUACCUGACAAUGAGUUGGAUUAUGCUGAAGACAACAGAGAAAAGCUAAUCAACGAGAUAUCUCAAUCAAGGUUUAAUGAUGAUGAUGAAUUUGUAAAUAGAGUAGAAGCAUUGGCUCAAGGUCGAGAGGUUGAGGUGGUUGACCUCAUGAAACCUGAGAGAGGUGGCCUAGGGUUCAGUGUUGUUGGUCUGAAGAGUGAAAACCGAGGAGAACUGGGAAUAUUUAUUCAGGAAAUACAACAGAAUGGCGUUGCUGGAAGAGAUGGUCGUCUAUAUGAAAGUGAUCAGAUAUUGUGUAUUGACGGACAACUCCUGGACAGUGAAAUAACGCACCAAGAAGCAAUAGGAAUAUUACAGAAGACAAAAGGAAAUGUAGAGCUCAUUGUUGCUAGAGGAUCAGCGCCAAGGCCUGAUAAUAUAUCAAGAACAACCUCUGGGGCCAGUUCAGUGAUAUCUAGGACUCCUUCUAAUCUUAGCUCUAUAUCACGCACAUCUGAUCAUGAUGCCGUUCCUGCAGAACAGGUGGAAGAUGCAGAAGAGGAGGAGCAGGCAUAUGUGCGUCAUAUUGAGACUGUCACGUUACACAAUGAUGGAGGAGGGCUGGGAUUUGGAAUUAUUGGUGGGCGGAGCUCUGGUGUUACGAUCAAAACCAUCUUACCAGGAGGUGUUGCUGAUCGGGAUGGUCAUCUGCGAGAAGGUGAUCAGAUCAUGCAGAUAGGUAAUGUCAAUGUGGGAGGAAUGGGGAGUGAACAAGUGGCACAGGUCUUGCGUAAAGCUGACCAGCAUGUAAAGCUUAUUAUAUCAAGAAUGGUACCUGCCACAUCUUAUGAGAUUCCAGUUAAUCAGGGAGAUCAGAGUGUGGAAACAUUCGACAUCAAACUUGAAAAAGGAAGCAGAGGACUGGGAAUAACUAUUGCUGGUUACGUAGGAGAAAAUGUUAACGAUCAAUUAUCUGGUAUAUUUAUUAAAAGUAUCAUAGAAGGAAGUACAGCAGAAUCUGAUGGACAAUUGAGAGUCAAUGAUCAAAUUAUUGAGGUGGAUGGUACAAGUUUACAUGGCAAAAAUAAUCAACAAGCUGUUGAGAUCUUAAAGCAAACAGGGCCAGUAGUGAAUCUGAAGGUUGCACGACACAUUCCUGGUAAAAAGCAAAUGGAAUCUCAAGAAACUACUCAGAUUCCAAGUGUUCAAGUAACAGAAGUGGAAGAACAGGAGUUACAAAAAGAACUCCAGACUUUGGAUACAGAGGCUAUUAAGCAGCACUAUUCGACACUUUUGGGCAAUGACGUUGAGAUACUUGUUGCCGAGAUGGAAAAGACAAGUCCUGGUGGAGGGCUCGGCAUUAGUCUUGAAGGAACACAAUAUCCACAUGAUGGUUCACCACCCUGGCACAGAGUACAUACUGUUAACCCUCAUGGUCCAGUAGGACUAGAUGGAACCAUACAACCAGGGGAUCAUCUCAUAGAGGUUAAUGGCAUCGGGGUGCUUGACUUGGGUCACAAUGAAGUGGUCACCCUCAUCCAGUCUCUGCCAAUACAUUUCCGCUUGGUUGUCGCUCGAAGAAGAGAUGAUGAAGAAGAACCCUAUGAAAUGGUGACAACGAAUCAGCUUGAGUCAGAGAGCAGCAUACAAGUACAGGAAGCUCCUGGUGUAGAAACACAACCCCAGGAUUUUCCUAGUGUUGAACCAGCAAGAGAGUCAGUAAGUGGUCAGUCCAUGUGGUCAGACAAAGUAAAGUACGUCAAACUGGAGAAGGCAGAUAAAGGACUGGGAUUUAGUAUACUGGACUAUCAGGAUCCUGCCAACCAAGAGAAGACGGCCAUUGUGAUCCGUAGUCUUGUAACUGGUGGGGUAGCAGAACAUGACGGUAGGCUACACCCAGGGGACAGAUUGAUGUUAGUCAAUGAUGUUAAUCUGGAGCAUGCAUCACUGGACUAUGCUGUACAGACACUGAAAGGAACUCAAAAAGGAGAGGUGUUGAUAGGCGUAGGAAAACCUAUUCCUGUAUCAGAUGAUGAAGAGAGUAAUCUAGGAGAAUCCCCCCCAGAUGCAGCCAUGCCAUACCUGUUGGAACUAGACAAAGAAGAACGGCAGGGAAAAGCUGAUAUCAGUAUUAAUGAGAAUCUAGAAACAAGUCAACAUGACAAGACAAGUGAAUCUGAGUCGAGCAGCAGCGAGUUGUCAUCCAAGUUCGACUUUGGUCCGCCAUUACUGUUCUCAGGUGAUUCAAUAGACUUGGAUAAUCUACCAGACUCCAUCAAGAACCGCAUAGAGACCAUCACCAUACGAAGACAGGAAGUGGGAAAACUAGGUAUAAACCUGAAAGGUGAUGCAGAUGGAUGUGGAUGUGUUGUCAAGUCAGUGUUACGAGGUGGAGCAGUGGGUCGUGAUAAUCGUAUCGGUGUCGGUGAUCACAUCGUGGCUAUCAACGAUCAGAGUAUGAUUGGACUAUCGAACAAGGCAUCAAAGUCGGUGCUACGUAAACAAUCACUACAAAAAGACGUUGAGUUCACAGUGAUCAGAGCAGACAUGUCACCAGAGCGUGCAGUACAACGAUCUCCAACAUCCUUCGAUGUGGAUGACAGCUCUACUUCAUCAGUCGAUUCUCAGGGGUACACGAUAGAAAACGAGCAAGUCAGAAAGACAGACAAACAACAAACAGAAAUUUCCCAUGCAAUUCCAUUUGAUGCCCCGUUUGAACAAGAUGACAUACGGGUCGUAGAGCUGAACCGCGAACCAGACAGUGGACUGGGUAUUAGUAUUGUUGGCGGGAAAUCCGGGCCGGGAGGAAUUGGAAUCAAGGGGAUCUUUAUACGGCAUGUGCUGGAGACCAGUGCUGCCGGCCGUCUUGGAAUGCUGAAAACUGGUGACCAAAUUCUUGAGGUGGAUGGACACGACCUUCGUAAUGCAUAUCACGACGAAGCAGUGGAGGUAAUAAGACAAGCUAAAAACCCUGUACAAUUCGUUGUCAAGUCCAUGUCGCAUUCCGUGGAUACAGAGGUGGACAUCGACAACAUAAGCAACGUCGAAAGUACAGUCACGCCAGUCACCUCCAAAAUAAGCCAAGAAUCUCCUUCACCCACGUUCCCUGACGAAGAUGACUUUAAAAAACAUAUUCCCAUCCCAUCCGAGAACCUGUCCAUCGAAAGCGAGCAACACGUGACUGAUGACAUAAUUAAACCUAGCUAUGACGUCAUAUUACGAGCUGAAUCAGGAGAUUUGAUUGAAGAUGACGACAGAUUAAGGGAAAUGAAAAGAAAAUAUCCCGAUGUUACUGGGGAAUACCUGAUAAUAAAUCUGCAUAAAGGCAAUACAGGGUUAGGGUUAAGUAUCGCUGGAGGCAAAGGAGCAGCUCUGAAUCGAAUCUUUAUCGUUGACGUCAAGCAAGGAGGACCUGCAGAACGGGACGGUCGUAUUAUACAGGGUGAUGAAAUCCUUGAAGUCAAUCAGAUCUCAGCCAGAGGUCUAUCUCAUUACCAGGCCUCUGCUAUCCUUAAGAGCACGGCCGCUGACGUCGAGUUGAUACUCGGAAGGUCCCGAGAGGGCACCGAAUACCUCGCGAGAACCGGCGCUUCGUCGGAACCGGAAGUUAAACCUCUAAAUAUUCAGCCAAUAGAAUCGCCUCCCAGCAGAAUAACAGAGCCUAGAACCAGUCCUACACCGAGCCCCGUGACGUCACAGCCAGCUGCUAGGGCCAGUCCUCCGCCUGUUGCUCCCAAACCAAAAGCAGUGACGUCACCACCAGCUGCUAGACCUAGUCCUCCUCCUGUUGCUGCUAAGACAGUCUCCCCAACCCUUCUGGCUGAGCUGUCUGGAGGACAGAAUGUGGAAUACAUUGAUGUUGUUAAGGGGCCAACAGGUCUUGGGUUUGCUGUGGUGGAAGGUCCAGGGUUCAGAGAAGGAGAGACUGGGAUAUUCGUUAAAAGCGUCACAGAAGGCGGCGCAGCAGACCUGGAUGGUCGUCUGAAGAAAGGCGACCAGUUAAUAGCCGUGGAUAACCAAGCCGUUGUUGGACUCUCACACGCAGAGGCUGUUAAUAUCUUAAAGAAGACCCAUGGCAAUGUAUCUCUGGUGGUUGCCAGGCGACAACAGCCCGUUAAUGCUCCUUCUCAACCAGCACCUAAGGUAUCUGUACCCGAAGUCAAAGAAGAGACAAGCAAUACAACUCUAUCGAAGGCUUCUCCGGUGUCGUCUUCGCUGUCAAUCAGUGUAAGCUCACCUGCACCAGACCCCCGAAAAGCUCCUAUCAUUCCCGGUCAAGAAUGUCUGAUAGAAAUCCCCAAAGGAACCACAGGACUGGGACUGAGUAUCGUUGGAGGUGCAGACACCUUACUGGGUGCUAUUGUGAUCCAUGAAGUGUACGAAGAUGGUGCAGCGGCAAAGGAUGGACGCUUGUGGGCUGGUGACCAGAUACUUGAAGUGAACAACGUUGACUUGCGUGAAGCGACACAUGACAUGGCCAUCAACGCGUUACGUCAAACACCUCCCAAUGUUAGACUCAAAGUACUUCGUGAUGAAUCACAGUUCAAAGAUGAAGAUGCGUUUGAUUACCUGACUGUGGAGCUGAUGAAAUCACCCGGUCAGGGACUGGGUCUGAGUAUUGUUGGCAGAAGGAACAAUACAGGAGUUUUCAUAUCGGACGUGGUCAAAGGUGGCGCAGCUGAGCACGAUGGCCAUGUAUUCCCUGGUGACCAGAUCCUCUCAGUUAAUGGAGAAGACCUUAGGAAUGCAACGCAAGAUGUUGCAGCCAGUCUGCUUAAGCGUACAUCUGGUAAGGUAGUUUUACACCUGGCUCGCCUUAAACCCGGUAACAGUUCUCGCCCUUCAUCCAUGAGUAGUCUGCCGAACAUUCAGCUGGGAGGAGAGUCGUUAACAAGCAUGGAGAAUCCACCGCCACUAAAUUAUGACAUUGACUUGAUGCCAGAUCCUGUACCUGGACGAGCUCUUACUGAUCUGUCAUCGGCACCCAGUCUCCCUCCUCUCAGUUCAUCUCCAACAUCGUCUGCUGUAUUGGAGACAGAGCCAACCCAGUCGGAGGAUGAAGAGUCAAUACCUCCAAAGACAAAAAUCAUCGAGCUUGAGCGAGGACCUGAAGGCCUAGGUUUUAGUAUAGUAGGAGGUCAUGGCAGCCCUCAUGGAGACUUACCAAUAUACGUCAAAACUGUCUUCCCUACUGGUGCUGCAGCUCGUGACGGGCAGCUCAAGAGAGGAGAUCAGAUCAUCGCGGUUAAUGGUCAGAGUCUGGUGGGUGUGUCCCAUGAGAUGGCGGUAUCACAGCUCAAGAAAACAAGAGGCAAGAUUGUAUUGACUCUUUUAUCGUAACAAAGACUUUUAGUCGCCAUAUAAUGAUAUCAAAUUGGGUAGCCUUUUUCAAUCUUAUAUCACAGGACAAGGAAAACUUUUAAACCAGAUAAACAGCUGAUUUGAAAUACAUUUUUUAUGGCUGGUAAAUGAAUAGAUAGCUUUCAGGAAGAGGUGCAGUAUAGAUGUUACUAUUAUUCUACAAUCAGUAAUGUCGAAUAGUUUAUAUUAUAGCUUUUAUAGAUACUCAUACACUUCUGUAACAGUCACUUAACAUGACUACAUCUUUAGUGUUGUGACAUUAUUUCAAAACUAUACAUUUUAUAACACAUAACACUCCUUUAACAGCCCACUUUCCACAACACGUAAUCACAUACAUUGACCGCAAGUGUUCAACAAUUAUAUUCAACCAAGGAAUAUACAACACAUAGAUUAAUACAAUCAGUAUUAUAUCCGCAUGACAUAAAAUCCCAAACAAAAUUUCAAAUAACCUCAAAUAAUUAUUAAUAUGAAUUAAUAUUCAAUAAAAAGUAACACAAGACAAAUUAGUGUUCAAACAUUUAUUAUAAAU
This is a messenger RNA of Actinia tenebrosa (Australian red waratah sea anemone), 6313 nucleotides long. RefSeq names its product multiple PDZ domain protein. NCBI's taxonomy places the organism in Eukaryota, Metazoa, Cnidaria, Anthozoa, Actiniaria, Actiniidae. The record is from RefSeq and is a predicted model, not a curated record. Gene Ontology annotation, molecular function: protein binding.